UUAUUGCAAGGCUCACGAGAAUUGUCAAGUUUUGAGAGGCUCUUCAUUUGGUUGAAAUCUCACGAUCAUUGAGGAGCAGAAUGGGGUAUUGCUGCUGUGGGUGUUGCCGAUUCAAGGUACUGUUGGGUACCUUGUUCGGGAUUAGUGCCCUGAUUUUCGUCUUGGGUCUGCUCUUUGCCUAUGUCAUUUUUCCCCCAAUUAUCGAACAUGAGGUCUCCAAGAAUCUGGAUCUUUGGGAUAUGGAAUCCGAGGGCAGGAAGAACUUUGAAAAACCACCGGUGCCAGUUCACAUGAACUUCAUGGUGUAUAGAGUGGAGAAUGCGAAGGAGUUUUUGAGUGGCGAAGACGACAAGAUUCGGUUUAACAUUAAAGGCCCUUACUCCUAUUUGGAAGAUCGCCACAAAGAAAAUAUCAGCAGCCAAUCCGAUGAUGAAGAGCUCAUCCGAUAUGGCCAAUACAAAGGAUACUCUUUUGACCGGGAGGCCAGUUGUGAUGACUGCAACGCCCAUGAGGAUGUCACAAUCAUCAACGCACCUCUUUUGGGCAUUCUUCACGUACUAGAUCAAAUUCCUACAUUAGGACCCGAGCUGAAAAUCCUGCUCAAUAUAGCUAUCACUACAAAAGAGGAAUUCAGGGACAGUUUGUUUCUCACCGACACAGUGGACAACAUCAUGUUUCAUGGCACAAGACCGGGAUCGAUUGAAUGGCUUUUCAGCCUCUUGGACUCCUUUUCCUUCUUGGAUUUAGAGGCUCUGCUACCACCCGUCAUCAGCACGAAAAAUGGUUUUGCUGUGUUCAAUGGUCGAGUUAACACCACACACAACGAAUUUUACGAGGUGAGCACGGGCCAAACUGAUCUCAAUCAGUAUUUGGAAAUCCAACGAUGGGGUCCGGACCCCCAAUCCAUGGAUCAGGAUCUCACCGCCCAAGGAUGGUGGCGAGAGAACGGAGGAUGGAAGGGCUCCAAUGCGGCCAAUACUCUCCGAGGAACAGACGGGCAACAAGUGAAACCCUUUGUUACUGAGGACGAUCGGGUGUGGCUGUUUCAAACUGACAUCUGCCGGGUCAUCUUUGCCGAGUUUCAGGAGAAUAUAAAUGUGGGUGGAAUUCCUGCACUGCGAUUUGUCUUGCCCAAACGAGCUCUCCAAGCCAAUACGAAAUUCAAUUUUGGCUUUUGUAUGGAAGGUGAGCUCGAUCUAUUGCCCGACGAGGAUGGGGAUGGAAACUGGGAUUGCGUUACAGAGGAUGCCAACGACGAGGAGCUCCUGGAUUUCUCUGCUUGUAACAAGACUCUUUGGAACAAGUAUCGAUGCCAGGACUCGAUUCUCGAUUUGACCACGUGUCAGGGCGGGGCUCCCGUGUGGAUGUCCUCUCCGCAUUUCAUCAAUAGCCCAAGUCAUUUCCGGGAGGACUUUGAUGGAAUUGCCGAACCGAACCCAGAACUUCAUGAUACUAUUCUGGACAUUGAGCCCAACACGGGUAUUGUGAUCAAUUUGCACAAGAGAGUUCAAAUUAACAUCCCAAUGCUACAAGAUGAUGAAAUUGACGACCUGAAAUAUGUUCAGCCCGAGACAUUGGUUCCAAUUUUCUGGUUGGAUGAAGGUGCUGAAAUUGAUCAAGAAAACAUAGACAAAAUCAAGAGUCUGGUGGUUACACCCGUCACCGCAACAGUGGGCGUUCAGUGGACCUUGGUCGGUUUGGGCGCCUUGGGUAUGGUUGCAUGCGUGGCCUUUUAUAUAGUCAAGAAAUGUAUUUGUUAAGAGGAUCUAUAUUUAAAAUAAAUCAGUACAAAUGGU
This is a messenger RNA of Tigriopus californicus, 1796 nucleotides long. RefSeq names its product lysosome membrane protein 2-like. The transcript has 5 exons. NCBI's taxonomy places the organism in Eukaryota, Metazoa, Arthropoda, Copepoda, Harpacticoida, Harpacticidae. The coding region runs from base 81 to 1760 and encodes 559 amino acids. Gene Ontology annotation, cellular component: cytoplasm; membrane. The record is from RefSeq and is a predicted model, not a curated record. Gene Ontology annotation, molecular function: scavenger receptor activity.